AUGUCACGGAGAAAUGAAACUACAGACGAAAGAGAACAACGUCUCACAUUACUUCGAGAAAAUUAUCAUCAAAGUCGAAAUAAUCAGACUGAAGAGCAGCUUAAUGAUUCUAAAGAAACGGACCGAAUCAGAAAAAGAUUGCAAAGAAAAAGAAAGACAAAUGAACAGGCAGAUGAUAGAAGAAUACAAAAUGCAAUAAGAAUGCGUGAUCUUCGACUAAAUGAACAAAUGGAGGCUCAAGUUUCUAAAACAACUGUAUAUUCUGUUCGUCAAAAACGUCGGGAAAAAUACAGUCUUGAACAAGAGGCGUUUCAUUAUAAUCCUACUAGAAAUUAUUUUGAACAUUCAAGUAUAGUGAUCGGAAGAAUGAAUGAAGUAUGCAAAUUUUGUGAAGCUAAAAAAUUCAAAGGAGAAACGCAAAGUAUAUGCUGUUCAAGUGGCAAAAUUAAAUUACCAGAGUUAAAAUCACUGCCACCGGAAUUUCUAGAAUAUAAGAAAGGAGAAACACAAAAUUCUAAAGAAUUCUUACAACAAAUUAGAAAUUACAAUGCAUGCUUUCAAAUGACUUCAUUUGGAGCAACUGCAGUAAUUGAAGAAAAAGGAUUUAAUCCAGUAUUUAAAAUACAGGGACAAGUAUAUCAUAAAAUUGGAUCAUUAUUGUCACUCCCAAAUAAUACUCCGAAGUUUUUACAAAUUUACUUUGUAGGAAAUGAAGAAGACGAACUGGAUCAAAGGCUUUCAAAUUUUAUAGAAUUGCGUCGAGAUAUAAUUCUUCAUUUACAGCGCUUUCUACAUGAAAAUAAUGAAUUGAUAAAGAUAUUUAAGACUGCGAUGGAAAAAAUGGUUUCGGAUAGUUAUAAAAUAAUAAUUCGGGCAGAUAAAAAGCCAAUUGGCGAACACGAAAGACGUUUUAAUGCACCUCAAGUAAAUGAAAUAGCCGUAGUUAUGGUGGGCAAUGAAAGUAGUUAUAGGGAUAUUGUGGUACAACGAAGAAGUAAUAAGUUGGAACGCAUCGCUGAAACUCAUCACAUGUAUGACGCCUUACAGUAUCCACUAAUAUUUUGUCAUGGUGAAGACGGUUACCAUUUUAAUAUUCAGCAUGUUGAUCCACAAACAAAUAGCUUCUUCCAAGGAAUUUUACGCAUAUCGGAUAAUGGAGAGAGUGAAUAA
Leptidea sinapis is the source of this 1170-nucleotide messenger RNA. RefSeq lists its product as uncharacterized. Lineage: Eukaryota; Metazoa; Arthropoda; Insecta; Lepidoptera; Pieridae. The record is from RefSeq and is a predicted model, not a curated record. The transcript has a single exon. Bases 1 to 1170 code for a protein of 389 amino acids.